This is a messenger RNA of Urocitellus parryii (Arctic ground squirrel), 1089 nucleotides long. It is a transcript of the gene Noxred1, whose product is annotated as NADP dependent oxidoreductase domain containing 1. NCBI's taxonomy places the organism in Eukaryota, Metazoa, Chordata, Mammalia, Rodentia, Sciuridae. Gene Ontology annotation, biological process: L-proline biosynthetic process. Gene Ontology annotation, molecular function: pyrroline-5-carboxylate reductase activity. The record is from RefSeq and is a predicted model, not a curated record.
AUGGACAUGCUAGAGAACCUUGAAUCCCUACAGUUUGCUAGUGAGAUUCCAGAGGAAGAUCGUUUCUGGCUGUAUUUGCAGGGUCGUUCUCGGGGACUGAUGAUUGAGGCCUGUGCCCAUGCAACUUUCUUCUGCAAAGUAUUCUAUAAUUUGAGAGAAUUAUUACAAAAGAAUCAAAAUUCCAGCUCUCCCUCAACUAAAUCAGGUGAUGUGGACAUGGAUGACAACAGGAACCUAAAGGUUGGCAUCAUUGGAGGUGGCCGUCUCGGGAAGCAGCUGGCUCGUACACUGCUACAACUUGUCCCCAUCCCUGCUGCAAGUCUGCGGAUCUCCACCCGGAGGCCAGAGGUCCUGGCCGAGUUCCAGAAGCUGGGGGUCCAGUGCUUUUACCAUAAUUCUGGUCUGGUGGGUUGGGCCAACGUGAUAUUCCUCUGCUGCUUGCCAUCUCAGCUGCCUCAUAUCUGCAUACAAAUUCAAACCAGUCUUGAAAAGGCCUGCAUUGUGUUCAGCUUUGUAGCAGCCAUCCCAAUACCCAGGUUGAAACUAUUAUUGAACCACACCAACAUCUUGCGACCUCAGUAUCAUUGUGUUGAGGAUUUUGAGAAGAUCUGGGGAGCCAAUAAGGAAAUCACAGCUGCUCUCCAAGAUCCUGUGAUUCUUCGGGCUACCUGCCCCUACAGUCCUGAUGGGGGAAUAAUCCUCAAUAUCAAAUGGCUGGAGGGAUUAAUCUAUGCAGCCCUAAACAUGUGCACAGAAAGCAAUGUGGAUUGCCGACAAGCACUGCAGCUUUUGAAUCAACUAUUUCUUUCUGUUCACUUCAAAGACUGUAUGAAACAUGAAGAAUCCUGCCCAGAAUUUCAGCUACCACAUGUCAUCAGCAAAUCCUAUGUCAAGAACUUGCUUCAUAGAAGGCCUUUUCCUUGGUUUGAUCUGACUGCUGUGCAACUCAGGGAAACUCCCUUUAGCCAGUAUCACUCCACCAAUACUGUUCUCCAAGACCACCUGACCUACCUGUACUAUGAUUCAUUCGGCAUCGCUCCAAAGAAAGAAGAAGAGCCUGUGGAUCUCUUGGACUCUCCAUCCCAAUAA